Messenger RNA from Thrips palmi, 2284 nucleotides. Its product is annotated as TLC domain-containing protein 2-like. Gene Ontology annotation, cellular component: plasma membrane. The record is from RefSeq and is a predicted model, not a curated record. The coding region runs from base 279 to 1172 and encodes 297 amino acids. The transcript has 7 exons. Lineage: Eukaryota; Metazoa; Arthropoda; Insecta; Thysanoptera; Thripidae. Gene Ontology annotation, biological process: phospholipid homeostasis; regulation of membrane lipid distribution; membrane assembly.
AGGCAGCCAGCCUAGAAUCAUUAAUGUCGCUCGAAGAAUCGCGCCAGAUCGCAUUCGCGUGCCGAUCCCGCCUUCUGGGCUGGCCGCAUUCCGUGUCCACAAGUUUUCUCCCGCGGUUCGUCAAGGCUCGUUUUACCACUCGCCUAGUUAAAUUAUUUUUUUGGACAGUGCGUGUGGAGCACUCUGUUUGUUUUGGUUUUUAAGUAGUUGCUGUCCCUCUUUGUUUGCGAAGAGAGGUGCGUCAUUUACUUCUCAAGAGCUCGCCGUUCGCCUCAACCAUGGACGUCAACCAGGCUAAGGACAGCAACAAUGCGUACCUGUGGGUGUUCUACAGCUUUGUUUCCUUCUGCUGCACUAACUAUUGUCUAGGCUUCUUUGUGCCAAGCAAUGCAUCAAACACACCCCAUCAGGUCUGGAGAUGGAAAAAUAUUGCAAGCUCAUUGGUGCACUCUUCCAUCACUGGAAUCUGGUCUGUGAUUUGCUUCUUGCAGAUUCCCGAAAUGCAGAAUGAUCUCAUUAACGAAUUUGCUGUGUCCGCUCAGGGUGUGAUAUCCCUGUCUGUUGGGUACUUCAUCUAUGACUUUGUUGACAUGGCAAUCCAUGACCGUCGUCGCAGUACUGAGCUUCUGUUCCAUCAUGUUUUGGUGAUAACAUGCUUUGGUUUAUCCGUGUGCACUUCUUAUUAUCAAGGGUACUCACUAGUUGCCCUUCUAGUUGAGGUGAACAGCAUAUUUUUACACCUUCGUCAGUUGAUGCUUCUUUAUGGAGUUUCAAAAGGGGCCCCUAUAUACAAAGCAAACAGUGUCCUUAAUUUAGGUACCUUUGUGGUAUUUAGAGUAUUUGCAAUGGGGGGCAUGCUCCAGUGGCUGUUGUCUCACAGAUCUGAACUAACUGUAACAGUUUUUGGGCUUGGUGUAUUUUCUCUCAUUGUGAUUAUGGGAAUGAACUUCCAACUUCUGUAUCGGGUUCUGAAGAGUGACUACUUGAAGAAGUCAAAACCAACUGUCAGCAAGCUUGCGUCAAGCACUGAGGUUUCAGCUGAUGUGCCAAUCGUUCAAAAAUCAGACAGUGGUGCCCAUCCUUCAGUCCAAAACAGUAAAACUUCUGUACCUUCUUAUGAAGCUGAACUUCUGCUACCCAUUCCAAAUGGAGCAGAUAUGAAACUUGACUAAGAUUUCUUAACUUUAAGUUGCCAUGGUCAAACAAAGCACAUGAUCUGGUUUUUUUCGGGGGGGCCUUUUUUUAUAAAUAUCACUGUUCUGAUUUGAUUUUAAAAAUGGAGCUAAAUCUGCCUGCUUAAUGCUGUUAAUUCCCAUUGUGGUGAGCCCGGUUGUGGUUGAAUGACUUUCAAGAUUAGAAUUUUAGUUCCUCACAGCAUUCCUGGUGCUGAAUGCACAAAUGUAAAAGACGGGAGCAAAUAGACGUAUUUUUGUCAUCUCUAGCCUAUUCCUUUUUAGAAGAUAAUGUUUGUAAAGUUAACCUAGCUGCUCAUUUCAAGGCUGGACUGAAAAAUCAUUUAUUUUCUAAUUGUUUUGUUUUGAGAUAAGUGUAAUAGUGUGCUUGAAAAACAAAAAGAGUUUAUUUGUCUAGUCUGUAGAAGUACCUGAAUAUGUCCAUUUCAUAUAACUCAAAAGAGUUGUUAGAAUUUUGUAGGUAAUUUUAGUAAUGGUUGCCUAGGGACAGGUAAGCAGUAGAUUAUGUCAGGUUGAUGAGAGUGUUGUGCUAAUUAUGUUCUAUUUCAUGAAAUACUGAAGAUGCUCAUAUAAAAAUUCAUUUAGUUAUUCUUGCUGACCAAUGGAUUACCUCGCUAGCUUUUUUUACUAAAGCUGUAACAUUGAAGUAUUCUUGACACAAAAGGUCCAAAUCAAAAACAUUCUGAAAACUUAAGUCCCCUAACGUUUUAAGGUCAGUAUUAUUGUAUUAUUUAUGCAAGGAAUUCAUUUUAUUUUUCUACCUAGGGGAGGCUAGCACCUUGAAGUAUUCAUUUAUGCUGCCUUCACCUAACUUUAAAGUCCUAAAGAUUUUUGGGUAAAGUGUCACCCCUCCAUAAUUUAUCGGGUUUUCUCUGUCAGCAUUGUGAUUUCAGGAACCAACUAUUAUUUUAAGGAGACAUCACUGUGUUCAUAAGCUUGAAUCUAUUUUUUAAACAUCUAAGUCAUGUAAACUAACGCCUUCAUGCCUAAGUUAUAUGCACCAAGCCAUGCCUUAAUCAAUGCUCAUGUAAUCAAUCCUUGUUUAAAUUGUACAUGACAUGUUAAAUUAUAUAUUUAUGACUUGUUUCAGA